Messenger RNA from Oncorhynchus masou masou (cherry salmon), 1353 nucleotides. Its product is annotated as photoreceptor-specific nuclear receptor-like. The record is from RefSeq and is a predicted model, not a curated record. Gene Ontology annotation, biological process: positive regulation of transcription by RNA polymerase II; anatomical structure development; cell differentiation. Gene Ontology annotation, molecular function: nuclear receptor activity; zinc ion binding; RNA polymerase II cis-regulatory region sequence-specific DNA binding. Bases 1 to 1053 code for a protein of 350 amino acids. The transcript has 7 exons. Lineage: Eukaryota; Metazoa; Chordata; Actinopteri; Salmoniformes; Salmonidae.
AUGUAUCCUACGUGUCAGGCUGGUACAGGCAUGUGCCCAGUGGAUAAGGCCCAUCGUAACCAAUGCCAAGCCUGUCGGCUGAAGAAGUGCCUACAGGCGGGCAUGAACAAAGAUGCUGUCCAGAACGAGCGGCAGCCCCGCAGCACGUCUCAGGUGCGUCUGGACUCCAUCGACGUGGACACGGACAAGGAGCAUCUGUCCACCACACGGGAUCCCACUUCCUCUUCUUCUUCCUGCUCAGUGAUCACCCGACCUCACAUCACCUCCACCUCAAUCAGCUCGUCGUCCGCCCCACCGCAGCGCUGUGCACCACCCAGCCCACAGAACAACCACCGCUUCAUGGUCAGCCUCAUGACCGCUGAGACCUGCGCUAAACUGGAGCCUGAGGAUGUUGAUGAGAACAUUGAUGUGACCAGUAACGAGCCAGAGAGGGAGUCCUCAGAUUACCACAUGUCCCUGUACCCUUCCAGUACAGAGAAUGUAUACGAGACGUCAGCCCGGCUUCUCUUCAUGUCUGUUAAAUGGGCCAAGAACCUGCCAGUGUUCUCCAAUCUCCCAUUCAGAGACCAGGUAAUCCUGCUGGAGGAGGCAUGGUCUGAACUCUUCCUGCUGUGUGCCAUCCAGUGGUCUCUCCCCCUGGACAGCUGUCCUCUGCUGUCCCUCCCCGACCUGUCCCCCCCAACCAUGCAGAGCAAGACAUCCUACACCAGUGUGGACCUGCGUCUGCUCCAGGAGGUCUUCAGUAGGUUCAAAGCCCUGGUCGUAGACCCCACUGAGUUUGCCUGCCUCAAGGCCAUCGUCCUCUUCAAACCAGAGACCCGAGGUCUGAAGGACCCGGAGCAGGUCGAGAACCUACAGGAUCAGUCCCAGGUGAUGUUGGGACAACACAUCAGAUCACAUUACUCCAGUCAGCCUGCCAGAUUUGGGAAGCUCCUCCUGCUGUUGCCCUCUCUGCGUUUCGUCAGCUCUGAGCGGAUCGAGCUCCUCUUCUUCCACAGGACCAUCGGCAACACCCCUAUGGAGAAACUUCUGUGUGACAUGUUCAAGAACUAAUACAAGGAAAAACAAAAUGGACGCCCAGUUACACUGCACUGAGAUACACCGCACGUGAACAUGCCCGAAUGCUAACAAACUGAUGUGUGUGUAACAGGAUGUUGUAAAUAUCUUAUUGCUGUGUGUAAAGAGAACCAUGUAAAUAUGUAAUUGCUGUAAGAGAGUAAACAGACCUGCUUUUUGAGCUUGAUAAUGUGUUAUAAUGGGCUUCGCUGUGUGUUGGACCCCGGACUCAAAAUGUCCUUUACUGUAGGCAGAAUGUUUGUGUCUCAUUUCUUUAGUUACAUUUCAGUCUAGUCG